Messenger RNA from Cyclocybe aegerita, 615 nucleotides. NCBI's taxonomy places the organism in Eukaryota, Fungi, Basidiomycota, Agaricomycetes, Agaricales, Hemipholiotaceae. The record is from the annotation of a GenBank genome assembly.
AUGUCUGCAGUGCACAUCAAGGAUGACAUCACAAGAUGCUCGUCAUUUGAGAAGCACACCCUCCAAUUUCGCCAAAUCCAUGCCAUCAGCCCCCAUUUCAGACAUGGCCUGUCUGCGGCCACCCACGACAACCCUGACACUCACACUAAAGACACGAAUCAAAGGAUCUCGGAGGAGAGCACCCCUGAUCAUGGAACCCACCACCAUCGACCCCACAUCCAGACUUACGCCAUGACAGAUUCGCCGGACACACCAGACACAACACACCCAUUGAGCUCGCAGGAGCUCGAGGUGGGGCUCAUCUACGCUGUGCUCACCUACCAGGGUGAGCUUGCCUCCUGGAACUGGGCCUUCUUCAUCCUGAACCCCAGCGUUGAGCCGAUUGGCACCGCCAGGACCAUGUUCCACGUUGUCAAGACAGACUCAGCAGGCAUGUGGCGCUUUGAGGUCGAGUUGCGUGUAGUGUUGCCACGGCUUCGGCCUGGAACCGACUUAGAGCUGGAGCCGGCACUGGUUAUUAGUCGAGCCAUGCCUCGGUUCAGCUUAGGAAGCUGCAGCUUUCCAAUUGCGGUUAAAGUUGCGGCUUCGGUUAGUAGCCAGUGCCAAGUCGACUAA